AUAACCAACCCACGAUUCUAUUCCUCAAUUUCUCAACUUGAUUUCAUUUCAAAACACCCAGAUUCAAGCAUCAAUAAUCCAACAGUGUGUUUCAUUCAACAAUGUCACCAAAAACAAGACUCGCCGAGAUGAAAGAGAAAGAAGGAGUGCCGGAGAAGGUGACGGACGAGUCGCCGGCGAAGAAAAAAAAAUCUGCGACGGAGUCGAAGAAAAAAGCUAUGGCGGAGGCAAAGAAGAAGGAUUCCACCAUAGAAAAAAGAAAAGCAGCGGUGAAAAAAAGAAGAGAGGCCAUGAAGAGGAAGAGAGUGGCGAAGAAGAAGAGUAGUGAAGUGGAGAAGAAGAAGAGGAGUGAAACCGCAGAGAAGAGGAAGCGAGACAGUAGUGCCGACGUUGGAUCCUCACCGAGUCCAACGAAGAGGGCUCGGAACACCGCUUCUCCACCGGAACAUCACGGCGAGAAUUCCCCGACACCAUCAGCAGAAUUGCCUUCUCAGGUCGAUAUAGAUGGUACACCAAGCCAAGCGCUUCCGAGUCAGCCACAGAAAUCACCUAUUCAGGCACCUACUGAGGCGGAUAAUCCACUACAACCUCCAGUUUCAGACACUUCCAGAAAGAGCCCUUCACGUCAUGUAAACGACAACGAUGAGGAGCUUAGAUCGAACAACAGAGACUCACCCCCACCCGAGGCUGCCAUUGACAAUGAAGCGCAAAGAAUGGUUGGAGAGGAGAGUAUGGCCGUAGAACCAAUGAGACCUGUUGGUUUUUUCUUUCAGCCGAGUAAGUAUGGGACGGUUUGUAAGCUCUCCUCAAGGUGCAGCCAACACGAUUUUCUCGAGAAAAUUGAUAAAUUUGAGGAGUCAGAGAAGAGUUGGUUUAAGAAUCACCCUCAGUUCAAGCAUUUAUUUCACAUGGAUUGUUGCCAAUAUAGAAAGGUUCAGGGACUGUGGAUGUUGCUACUUCGUUGUAUGCAUACGAAAAAGGAUCGACAAGCUUGGUUUGGAGUAAACGGUGUUCCAAUUAGAUACUCAAUCAGAGAACAUGCACUCCUCUCUGGUUUACACUGUGGAACAUACCCUGAAAACUAUCCGAGCAUAGAGAAGAUGAAGUUUGCGAGCAAAGGGAGGAUGAAGUUUGCGACAAAGCAUUUUAAGCACUUGCAGAAGGAGACUACAAAGAAGAAGGGGAAGAAACAGGGUCUGAGAGUGACAGAAACGGAUGUCUUAGAGAAGCUUCUGAAGAUGAAGGCUGAGGAGGGUAGUGAUGAGCGUUUGAAGAUGGCGGUUCUUUACUUUUUGACCAGAGUAAUAAGAGGAAGGUCAAGAAAUGGGUACUUCAUUGAGCCUUUCAUUCUCCAGGCAGUAGAUGAUCUGGAUUUUUGCAUUAAGUUUCCAUGGGGCCGUUACACAUUUGAUGAUUGCAUGAAGGAGAUUUUUCACUUCCGGGAUCAUUUUGCUAUGAAAGAGCUCGAAGAUAAUAUGCAGUGGACAUUUCCUGGGUUUAUUAACCCUUUGGAGAUAUUGGCUUUUGAAUGUAUCCCUGUCCUUAGGGAACGUUUCAGAGAUCCUGAUCCAAACUGUCUCCCAGAUUGCCCAAGAAUGUGCAAAUGGAAGUACAAGAGGACUGGGACAACAGGGUUUCCAUUAGAGGAUAUUUAUCAAGCGCUUGGAAACACAAAUGUGAUUUCAAGUAUCCUUGUACCACAAGGAAAUGAAGUAGACCUCUUGUACGAAAUCAUGGAUGAAGGGACUCUGGAAGACGUGGAGCUGAUAGAUGAUUCGGAUAAGCAAGACAUAGCCGUUGACGGUUGGAACCGGAUCCUUGUAGAACCUGAGGGAAAAAUAUUUUGGGAGGAUCUGUUCGAGAUGGAUGUGAGGACCCGGUGGACCAGACAACAACAGUCUGAGCCUCAUCGUAUCUUAGAAGGACAUGCGGAAGAAAGGGUUUGUGAGGAACCCGAGGUAGGGGGAGAGCCCGGUCCUGAGAGUGUAAAAGAGUUGGAGUUGAGAUUGAACAAGAGAAUGGACGACGGAUUUGCAUUGAGGGACGAAACAAUUCGUCUUCUGGCAGCAAGAGUAAAGGAGUUGGAACAAGACAAGAUUCAAAGAGAAAAUUGGUCAUUCCAAUUUGGUGAAUAUGAAACCGGUGAGGCUUCAAGAGGCGCAAGAAGAGAUAAUAUUGGCGAUUAUGAGUAUGAGAAGGAUGGUGAGGUAGUGGCCGAGAAAGAUGGUGAGAAGGAGGGCAGAGACAAGGAUGGUGAGGUAAUGGCCGAGAAAGAUGGUGAUAAAGAGGCUGAGAAAGAUGGUGAUGAACAGGCUGAGAAAGAUGGUGAGGAGACAGAGGCUGAGAAGGAGGACAAGACAGAAGCUGAAAAGGAUGGUGAGAAUGAGGGCGAGAUAGAGGCUGAGAAGAAAGACGAGACAGAGACUCAGAAGUAG
Raphanus sativus (radish) is the source of this 2435-nucleotide messenger RNA. RefSeq lists its product as uncharacterized. The record is from RefSeq and is a predicted model, not a curated record. Gene Ontology annotation, cellular component: microtubule; dendrite; cytosol. Lineage: Eukaryota; Viridiplantae; Streptophyta; Magnoliopsida; Brassicales; Brassicaceae. The transcript is spliced from 5 exons. Gene Ontology annotation, biological process: dendrite development; regulation of microtubule depolymerization; microtubule cytoskeleton organization. The coding region runs from base 102 to 2435 and encodes 777 amino acids. Gene Ontology annotation, molecular function: microtubule binding; actin binding.